AUGAUACGCGAACGACGAUGUCCCAGAGGCCACCGUUCCGAGAAGAAACGUCGAAGAGCCAUCGAGAACCGCGCCACCAAGUGGGUAGACCUCGACGAGAAUGUCUCGCACGGUUACAUCCUGAUAGACGACAAGAACCUCGGCCCGGGAGUUCCAGACGUUGAUUGCGAGGAAGUGCCGUUUCCUGACAACACCGUCGACUAUGACGAGAACAAUGACGACAACGAUGAUGAUGAUAAGGAUGAUGACCACGAGGACAAGGACAACGACGAUGACGACAGCCGCGACGAGAACGUUGGCAGCCACAGCAGACGCGGCGAGUGGUCGAUCUACAAGCAGCUGAAGAGAAGCGCCGCGAAACAGUACCGCUGCGAGCUCGACUUCGGCGCGACCUACCCGCUCGCGAACAGCCACGGCAAUGCUUACCAAGACUCGAGCAGCCACAGCAAGUACACGGAGCUGUAUUCGGAAUUUCGCGCCAAGAACAAUGUCGACCCGAGUCACCGCGACUUCGACGUGACUUCUUCGUACUCGAUGGCGAACAGCCACAGCGAGCACGUUGCUCUCGCCACCCAGGACCAGGUCAGGGAUCGAGCUUACAGAGAGAAUUCAGAAAGCGACAAUCUGACCUGGGACACCAGACCGGGCGCGAAUUACGAGAUAGCUAACAGCCACAGCAACUACCGCGUGUUCUACGACAGUCAGACGCAGCAUUACGCGUCAGGUAUGAUACCGCCAUGGUGCUCGGAGCUGUGGCCGGAGAACCGCCGUGAAGAGGCUCACGUUGCGUCGGAAGACUCCAAGGAUGCGAAGAAGCAAGAUGGCAGUGAACGCACAGGCAAUGCGGGCCAAUCCGAGAAAAAGAUCGAGAACGAGCAAGACUCGGACACGACCUGCGACAUCGAGCAGUGCUUGGUGCAAAUUGAGGAGAGCCUUCUGAACAUCGAGCAGAACCUCCUGCACGUUCAAGAUUUAGAUAUACCGGAGCUGAGGAACCUGCUCUACAAGAGCCCGAGCAUCGAACGGAGCCUCUUUGAGGUACAAGAUCUCCUUUACGCCGACGGUAUCGUGCCGGACAACGACGACGAGGACGGAGAUGCGAGCGCGCCUCUCUUAAACGGCUCUAACGAGGAGUCCUCCGACACGGCCAACAAUGACGAACAGAAUCCUUCGAAAUCGACCGAUGACUAUUGUAUCGACUGGGUGGACGAGUCCAAUAUUCUACGAGAGGACGAGAGAGAUUCGAGUCUGCAGACGUGCGCGGAGAAGACGAUGAAUUUUGUGCCCAACAGUCUCAGCAAGACUCUGCCAAGAAGAAUCGUCUUGGACGAAGUGAAGGAGAACAUCAGGCUCUGCUCGUCCGAGUCCGAGGAGCCCACAAUUACGAUCGAUUACAAUCUGAACAGCGCAUGCGCCGAAAAGAAACCAUUCUGCCGCGACAAGUGGCACAGCAGGACGAAUUCCUUGGACGAGAACUCGAUGUUUCAGACUCCAGAGUUAGGCGGCAAGCAGGAAAACAGCAAGUCCUCGUUGCAGGACAUCUUCCUGGAGUCCACGAGCAGUCGAUUGGUUGUAAACGCGAAAGCACGAUCGGAGGGCACACUGCAGACCAGUCGGAACAAGCAGCUGCGACGUGACCGAGGAGGAUCCCACGAGGAACUCCUGCAGGCCGUUGAAGCGACGGCGGAGGACUUCCGGAAAAGACUCGAGAGUUUCGCGUCGCAGCGGCGAUCCAUGCUAGAUCGGCAAAAGAGAACAACGCCCAAGUCUGCCAAGGAAGUCUCGGAGACUACAGCGUCGCGUUCGCGGGAGAAGUCGCCCGUGAGGCAAGUGAAACGCGAGACAGCCACAACGACAGCCACGGCUACGAGUAAGACCCAAGAAAAGGACAACGGCGCCGGUAAGAGUACCGGCUGCGACAAACGGAAGAAGAAGAAAACGUCGGGAGGAAAGAGCCAGAGCACGUCGGACAAUGCCUUAGUGCCCAGCAAACUGAUCUCACUCUCGUUAUCGCUGCUUCUCGCGGCUCUUCUGCAGGCGGUCAGAUGCUUGACGGAUCUCGUGGAAGACGCUUUCAGAUCGGUCAGUUACGACAGAAGCGGAUUGCUGCAAUAA
This is a messenger RNA of Harpegnathos saltator (Jerdon's jumping ant), 2115 nucleotides long. RefSeq lists its product as uncharacterized. The record is from RefSeq and is a predicted model, not a curated record. Bases 1 to 2115 code for a protein of 704 amino acids. NCBI's taxonomy places the organism in Eukaryota, Metazoa, Arthropoda, Insecta, Hymenoptera, Formicidae. The transcript has 2 exons.